AACCGAGCGGCGCGAUGCGAUGACAUCAUCACAAGGCGCCGCUGCGCUGGACCGGCGUUGCCGUGGAGACCGAGACGCCGCCCGGAGGAUUGAGGCGAGCGGUGCGGGCGGCUGUCCGGGAAAUCUGGAGGGCCCCGAAAGGGUCUGGGGGACAUGGCCUCCCGCGAGCGCGCGGCCGUCCCCCGGCAGCGCGGGGACAGAACGCGGGGCCCCAGCGCCUCUCUCCCGGACGCGGCCCCUCGGCGGCUGAGCGAGGCGCAGUGGCUGUCCCUGCUGGUGGCCGAGGAGGCGGACGACGACGUGGGGGACGUGGUGGCCGAGCUGCUGGGCGCCGUCAUGGAGCGCUGCUUCCAGGCCGAGCUGGCCCGGCAGUGCGUGCCCUUCGCCGUGGAGCAGGCGAGGGCCGAGCUGCUGCAGGUGGCCGCGUGGCGCUUCCUGGUGCGGGACGAGGGCGACGCGGCGCUGGAGGCGGCGGGUGCUUGGCAGGAGGAUGAGGAGCCUGCGCCGUGCGCCACCGAUGCCUGGGCUGAGGGGGCGGUGCCCGUCUUGAGAGCGUGUCCAAGCCCUGGGCACGGAGAGGUCUCCGGCACCGACGCGGACGCUGUCCCAUCCGAGGCUGAGGGUAGCAAUGUGCCAGCGCCUUCCCACCCUCUGCUGGUGCAGGAUGAGGUGCUCGGCCCUCCCCAGCCCUCCAAGGGAGUAUCGGGCAGCUCUCCCGUGCCAGCCCUGCUGCCGGCCCUGCUCAGCCCCAACACGGCACAGCCCCGGCGCCUGUCUAGCAUCAAGCGCUCAGUGCCACUGAUGUGGACAGAGGCCAGCGAUACAGCAGAAGCUGACGAGCACAUAGUGCCGCAGCCUCCUUCCUGCAGCAAUCUGGUGAAGAUCUGGGCAUGGAGGUCCCCACGCAGUGAGGUGAGGGCAUGUGAUAGGCACGGCACCACCCCGGGCACCACUCGGCUGGACCCCGCCGCACACUGGAUCCAGCCCCAGGUGGAGGUGUUGGACCCGUGCGCGGAGACCAAGCGGCAUCCACGUCCCCUCCGGCAUCGGCGGCAGCCUUGGAGCCUCUCUGGACAGGACAUGGAGCUGGGUGGCUCAUGGUCCCCCCGAGGGCUGGUGGCUGUGGGGGCCCCACGGCUCCUACCGCCCAUCCCGGGGGCUCAGCAGCCCGGCAGCCGCCAGUCCCUGGUGCUGGACUCCUUGCUGGGCACCAUCCAGCUGGCACCCGGCGUCACCAUCAGGCACGGUGGCAGCGAGGGGCACAGGCUCUGCCUCCCUGUGCGCAGAGAGGAUGAGGAGGAGGAGACAGGAGAGGUCAAGCGAGACCUGAGGCCCCUCAGCCCCACUGUGCCCUUCCCUGCCAUCACGGUCAGCCAGGUCACCAGCGGUGGCACACCUUGAAUACAGUAGAGUCUGACACCU
This is a messenger RNA of Numida meleagris (helmeted guineafowl), 1422 nucleotides long. It is a transcript of the gene CUNH2orf81, whose product is annotated as chromosome unknown C2orf81 homolog. The transcript has 4 exons. The record is from RefSeq and is a predicted model, not a curated record. Lineage: Eukaryota; Metazoa; Chordata; Aves; Galliformes; Numididae. The coding region runs from base 154 to 1401 and encodes 415 amino acids.